ACUAUUAAUACCGCCUCGCCCGGGAAUGCGGGCGUGCUGAGCGCCGGGAUUGGCCUAGGGCGCCUGGCCAUUCCCUUUAAUUUUUAAAUACACGAUCCUCUCCUACUUCUGGGUGGCAAAGAAAAAAAUCAUAAAAGAAGAAAAGCCGUCGAUUUCAAAUUUUUCCUCCAGAACAAACCCCGCCGUGCAAUUUGGUCGUACGGCAUCUGAAGGCAAGAGUGGUUUGCAAAUCUUUCCAAGGCUCAAGACCCGGUUGUGCAGCGGGAAAGGAACGCCGCUGGUUGGCAGGGUCCGGGGAGCAUCUGUUGCCAGCUCCCGCAGGACCCCUGGAAGCUCCUGCCAGGGACACAGAGACCGCUGGUCGCUGGUCUGCCCAGGUCACCGCCCGCACUUCUUGCUUCCUUCGGAGGAGGAUCCCGGACGCGAGCAAGCGGCGACAGCAGGAGCCAGUGCUGACUGCGCGCGGGCUCAGCCUUGGGCUUUGUCGCGGUACCUGUGCCUGCUCCACUCCCGCACUCCCUGCUCAGUUUUUCCAAUCUUUUGUUGGCACCGCUGACCGCUCCAAGUUAAAUGCUUCUUUGCUAUUUUGCUUUUUUUUCCUGUCUACUUUUUUUUUUUUUUGAGAGCUCUGCGAUUUUUUUGAAAAGCCUCAGACGCCAUCUACAGUUAAGACUUAGGGCGAGCCGGCGCCGCGCGCUCCCUGAAGACUGCACAAACUCCACGCAGGGCUCCUCCGCCCGGUCUGCGGAUCCUCAGCUGGGGAUCGCUCGGGAUUCCGGCGCUGCAGCUCUGCAAGCCAGAGGCACACUCAGUCGUUCAGAUCCACGCUGUGAACAGAGACCCACGUACUCCAGAGCGCGGUUCUGUACCGCGCAGGCGGCUUCGGGGUCUACCCCUAUCACAAUAGCGAGAUAUGGGAGAUCGCGGAACAAAACCCAGGAUUUCGAAGAGCUGUCGUCUAUAAGGUCCGCUGAACCCAGCCAGAGUUUCAGCCCGAACCUUGGCUCUCCGAGCCCGCCCGAGACUCCGAACUUGUCGCAUUGCGUUUCUUGCAUCGGGAAAUACUUACUGUUGGAGCCUCUGGAGGGAGACCACGUUUUCCGCGCUGUACAUCUGCACAGCGGAGAGGAACUGGUGUGCAAGGUGUUUGAGAUCAGCUGCUACCAGGAGUCCCUGGCCCCCUGUUUCUGCCUGUCUGCCCACAGCAACAUCAACCAAAUCACAGAAAUCCUCCUGGGGGAGACCAAAGCCUAUGUGUUCUUUGAGCGGAGCUAUGGAGACAUGCAUUCCUUUGUCCGCACUUGCAAGAAGCUGAGGGAGGAGGAGGCAGCCCGACUGUUCUACCAGAUUGCCUCUGCCGUGGCCCACUGCCACGAUGGAGGGCUGGUGCUGCGUGACCUCAAGCUACGGAAAUUUAUCUUCAAGGAUGAAGAGAGGACUCGUGUCAAGCUGGAGAGUUUGGAAGAUGCUUAUAUUCUCCGGGGCGAUGACGACUCCCUCUCUGACAAGCAUGGCUGCCCAGCGUAUGUCAGCCCAGAGAUCUUGAACACCACUGGCAGUUAUUCGGGCAAGGCUGCGGACGUGUGGAGCCUGGGGGUGAUGCUGUACACCAUGUUGGUGGGGCGUUAUCCCUUUCAUGACAUUGAGCCCAGUUCCCUCUUCAGUAAGAUCCGCAGGGGCCAGUUCAACAUUCCAGAAACUCUGUCGCCCAAGGCCAAGUGCCUCAUCCGAAGCAUCCUGCGCCGGGAGCCCUCAGAGCGGCUGACCUCACAGGAGAUUCUGGACCAUCCUUGGUUUUCUACAGAUUUUAGCGUCUCGAAUUCGGGAUUUGGUGCUAAAGAGGCAUCUGACCAGCUGGUGCCAGAUGUCAACAUGGAGGAGAACUUGGACCCUUUCUUUAACUGAGCUUAAGGCCCACGGACACUUAGCAGGUACCAGGAGCAAGAGAGGGUCCCAGAAAGCAUUUCUGGGCCACAGGUGGCCUGGCUGGGAAGCAAGCCGGACAUUCGUAUUUACACAUUUCUUGGUUCAGAGGAGGAAUACCUUCCAGGAGCUGACCGAACACUUAGCAUGGGAACAAGACCUGUGGGAUGGGGGUUGGUUUAGAUGGUCAGGAGCCUCACCCCUAAGCUUCUCUUCCCUGGGGUAGCCGGAAAGUCCUCUCUGCCAGUUGGGCUACUUCAUUUACCCCUCUUUUCAUUUUAUUCAGAAAUAGUUGCAGGUCUCGAUAGAACUGAAACUCUUCUGCCUCAGACACAUACCUUUGGCAUUGCACUGUUAGCAUUUAACUUCUUGUUAUGAUUCAGGGAAGGGACAAUUGAUCGAAAUUUUUUUUUUCUAAACAGGCCAACCACCUAUGUAAUAAUCAAUGGGAUUCACUUAAAAUAAUAAUAAUAAUAAUUCGGUGCACACAGACCGACCUGAAACCUGGGUGCUAAACAAAAAGAAAAUGAAAGUUUCAUCUGUCACCUCUCAUUCUCACUUUUCGACUCAUUUCUUCUAAAUAAGUGAUUUCCUGUUCCGACUAGGAAGUGACAUGUUACUGCUUUGCUCCCUGAAGAGGGAGAGGGAGGGGCAGAUCUGUUCUGUGACAGACAGUUCUGCUUCUCAUCAGUCGUUUUUUUUUUUUUUUUUUUUUUUUUUUUUUUUUUUUUUUUUUUUGCAGGAAAUGAUUAGAAGUCAAACUUCCAGAUGUAGUAUCACAGUCUGGGGGAAGAAGAAAGGAAAAGAAAAAAAAAUCCAACUCCUUUCUGGGUUUUGUUCUUUUGAAGGAAGAGGGCUCCCACUGCAGACAUUGCUUUCUGCUCUGAAUACAGCAUUCAGCAAGGGGAUUCCAGAGGGGCGGGGGCAGGGGUGGCUCCUGGAGUCAGAGCUCAUUGAUGACGCUGAUCGCAACGUUGUGUUUUGCUUUAUGGGAAACUAGUAAAAUGAGACAGGUUGUCCCAUGUGUAUAAAAUACAGGGCAGCUAUUUCCUUUUCUUUGCUAAGAAUGGUCCUCUGGGCUUGGGAAAGCCCUCCGGUUUGAACAGAAGGGAUGAUAUAAACACAAACAACUCUCUGUCCCAAUACGCACCUUUGUAUUUUCAAGAACUCUUGUAUUUAUUAAGGAAAAUGUCACAUUGUGAUGUAUUAAGCCAGUACUUCAAUUACGGGUCGACGGGAUGACAUGUUACAUGCUGUAGUUAUCACUUAUAAUUUGUCCCCCUGUUUGAGUAUUUCUGUCCCUGGAAUAACCUCUCAUUUGGCUCUUUCUAGAUAGCCUUAUUUGAUUUCGAGUGGCAAAAUGUUUUCCUUUUGUAUUCUGGCUUUUCUAUUGCUGUAUGAUACAGAACUCUUUUGGCAUAAAUAUUUGUGUUCCCAGUACCUCAGUCAUUUGGGUUUUACUGCCUGCAUAUGUUUUGUGAAAUGGUCCUGUUUUUGGGUAGGUAACACGUGGACUCUAGUGUGUAAAUGUUACUUGAAUCUGUGCUUCACUCUAGUAUAUGGCAUGUGUGUGCGGACUCUUGGAUGCUUCACGCCUACUCCACAGGAGCCCCUGUCCCCAGGAGGGUGGCUUCCCCAUUCAUAAUCAGGAGACAAAGCUGCCAUGGAUAUACCCUUGGUUCUAUUUUGAUAAUGGAAGAUACAGAGAGAGGGUUGUUACCGUCAGAAGAUGGUGCUGUGGCAAGAAGGACCUUCUGUCUUCUCUUUCCCCUGUCUGUCAAGUACUGGGGGGAGAGGAAGGAUUGGUGACAUGCAUGGUGGGGACUAAUGGCCUCUGGUGCUUUGUCCUGUAUUUGGUUUAAUGUUUUUGUCCUAAUCUCUUCAAUCAAUAAAAUUGUGCGUAUUUAACUAAAA
This is a messenger RNA of Myodes glareolus (Bank vole), 3837 nucleotides long. NCBI's taxonomy places the organism in Eukaryota, Metazoa, Chordata, Mammalia, Rodentia, Cricetidae. The record is from RefSeq and is a predicted model, not a curated record.